AUGGCGACUUUCCACAUGAGCGAGCUCCUGAAGACCAUGGUGCUCGAGUACCUCCAAGUACCUAGCACCGAGGAGCCUAAACCAGCUCUCUGCAUCGAGACCGAGCCGAGCUGGAUGGACGCAUUCGUCACCUACCUGCAGAGUGAAGUCCUCCCCAAUGAUGAGCUCGAAGCCCGCCCGGUUAAGCGCCAGGCUUCCCGAUACCUCCUAUACGAAGGCAAGCUCUACCGCUGGUCAUUCAUCUCUCCUCUUCUUAGAUGUCUCUGCCCCUUAGAGGCAGAUUAUGCUAUGCGAGAAGUUCACAAAGGAAUCUGCGGAAACCAUCUAGGAGGUCGGGCCCUAGCCCACAAAAUUCUGCGCCAAGGAUAUUACUGCCCCACACUCCAGAAAGAUGCAUUAGACUUUAUCCAAAAGUACGAUCGGUGUUAG
Molecule: messenger RNA, 429 nt
Organism: Phoenix dactylifera (date palm)
Lineage: Eukaryota; Viridiplantae; Streptophyta; Magnoliopsida; Arecales; Arecaceae
Source: RefSeq, a predicted model, not a curated record